AUGUAUCUAUCUAUGAUGUUCAUAUCUAUCUAUCUAAAUGUUUUUCAUAUCUAUCUAUCAAUCUAUCUAUCUUUUCCAUAUCUAUCUAUCUAUCUAUCUAUCUAUCAAAAUUCACUUCAUUAUUUAUCCCGAUCUCUUCAUAUCUAUCUAUCUGUCUAUCUCAGUCACUUCAUUAUUUAUCCCGAUCUCUUCAUAUCUAUCUGUCUCAGUCACUUCAUUAUUUAUCCCGAUCUCUUCAUAUCUAUCUGUCUAUCUCAGUCACUUCAUUAUUUAUCCCGAUCUCUUCAUAUCUAUCUGUCUAUCUCAGUCACUUCAUUAUUUAUCCCGAUCUCUUCAUAUCUAUCUAUCCGUCUAUCUCAGUCACUUCAUUAUUUGAUCUCUUCAUAUCUAUCUGUCUGUCUAUCUCAGUCACUUCAUUAUUUAUCCCGAUCUCUUCAUAUCUAUCUAUCCGUCUAUCUCAGUCACUUCAUUAUUUAUCCCGAUCUCUUCAUAUCUAUCUAUCUGUCUAUCUCAGUCACUUCAUUAUUUAUCCCUGAUCUCUUCAUUAUCUAUCUAUCUGUCUAUCUCAGUCUAUCUAGUCUUCAUUAUUUAUCCCGAUCUCUUCAUAUCUAUCUAUCCGUCUAUCUCAGUCACUUCAUUAUUUAUCCCGAUCUCUUCAUAUCUAUCUAUCCGUCUAUCUCAGUCACUUCAUUAUUUAUCCUCCUGAUCUCUUCAUAUCUAUCUGUCCGUCUACCUCAGUCUUCAUUAUUUAUCCCGAUCUCUUCAUAUCUAUCUGUCUAUCUCAGUCACUUCAUUAUUUAUCCCGAUCUCUUCAUAUCUAUCUAUCCGUCUAUCUCAGUCACUUCAUUAUUUAUCCCGAUCUCUUCAUAUCUAUCUAUCUGUCUAUCUCAGUCACUUCAUUAUUUAUCCCGAUCUCUUCAUAUCUAUCUAUCCGUCUAUCUCAGUCACUUCAUUAUUUAUCCCGAUCUCUUCAUAUCUAUCUGUCUAUCUCAGUCACUCUUCAUUCAUUAUUUAUCCCGAUCUCUUCAUUAUUUCUUAUCUAUCUGUCUAUCUCAGUCACUUCAUUAUUUAUCGAUCUCUUCAUAUCUAUCUAUCUGUCUAUCUCAAUCUAUCUAUCUGUCUAUCUCAGUCACUUCAUUAUUUAUCCGAUCUCUUCUUCUAUCUAUCUGUCUAUCUCAGUCACUUCAUUAUUUAUCCGAUCUCUUCAUAUCUAUCUAUCUGUCUAUCUCAGUCACUUCAUUAUUUAUCUUCCUGAUCUCUUCAUCAUUAUCUUAUCUAUCUGUCUAUCUCAGUCACUUCAUUAUUUAUCCCGAUCUCUUCAUAUCUAUCUAUCUGUCUAUCUCAGUCACUUCAUUAUUUAUCCCGAUCUCUUCAUAUCUAUCUAUCUGUCUAUCUCAGUCACUUCAUUAUUUAUCCCGAUCUCUUCAUAUCUAUCUGUCUGUCUAUCUCAGUCACUUCAUUAUUUAUCCCGAUCUCUUCAUAUCUAUCUGUCUAUCUCAGUCACUUCAUUAUUUAUCCCGAUCUCUUCAGAUCUAUCUAUCUGUCUAUCUCAGUCCUUAUUUUAUCUAUCUCUAUCUGUCUAUCUCAGUCACUUCAUUAUUUAUCCCGAUCUCUUCAUAUCAAUCUAUCCGUCUAUCUCAGUCACUUCAUUAUUUAUCCCGAUCUCUUCAUAUCUAUCUGUCUAUCUCAGUCACUUCAUUAUUUUUAUCUAUCUAUCUCUCAGUCAUUAUUUAUCCCGAUCAUAUCUAUCUGUCUAUCUCAGUCACUUCAUUAUUUAUCCCGAUCUCUUCAGAUCUAUCUAUCUGUCUAUCUCAGUCACUUCAUUAUUUAUCCCGAUCUCUUCAUAUCUAUCUAUCUGUCUAUCUCAGUCACUUCAUUAUUUAUCCCGAUCUCUUCAUAUCUAUCUAUCUGUCUAUCUCAGUCACUUCAUUAUUUAUCCUGAUAUCUUCAUAUCUAUCUAUCUGUCUAUCUCAGUCUUCAUUAUUUAUCCCGAUCUCUUCAUAUCUAUCUGUCUAUCUCAGUCCUUCAUUAUUUAUCGAUCUCUUCAUUAUCUAUCUAUCUAUCUAUCUGUCUAUCUCAGUCACUUCAUUAUUUAUCCCGAUCUCUUCAGAUCUAUCUAUCUGUCUAUCUCAGUCACUUCAUUUAUUUAUCGAUCUCUUCAUAUCUAUCUGUCUAUCUCAGACGAUCUCUUCAUUAUUUAUCCUGAUCUCUUCAGAUCAUUAUCUGUCUGUCUAUCUCUGUCUUCAUUAUUUAUUAUCGAUCUCUUCAUAUCUAUCUAUCUGUCUAUCUCAGUCACUUCAUUAUUUAUCCGAUCUCUUCAUAUCUAUCUGUCUAUCUCAGACACUUCAUUAUUUAUCCCGAUCUCUUCAUAUCUAUCUAUCUGUCUAUCUCAGUCACUUCAUUAUUUAUCCCGAUCUCUUCAGAUCUAUCUAUCCGUCUAUCUCAGUCACUUCAUUAUUUAUCCCGAUCUCUUCAUAUCUAUCUGUCUAUCUCAGUCACUUCAUUAUUUAUCCCGAUAUCUUCAUAUCUAUCUAUCUGUCUAUCUCAGUCACUUCAUUAUUUAUCCCGAUCUCUUCAUAUCUAUCUGUCUAUCUCAGUCACUUCAUUAUUUAUCUAUCUAUCUCAUAUCUAUCUGUCUAUCUCAGUCCUUCAUUAUUUAUCGAUCUCUUCAUAUCUAUCUGUCUAUCUAGUCACUUCAUUAUUUAUCGAUCUCUUCAUAUCUAUCUUCUGUCUAUCUCAGUCUUCAUUAUUUAUCGAUCUCUUCAGAUCUAUCUAUCUGUCUAUCUCAGUCACUUCAUUAUUUAUCCUUCAGAUCUCUUCAUAUCUAUCUGUCUAUCUCAGUCAUUAUUCAUCCUGAUCUCUUCAUAUCUAUCUGCCUAUCUCAGUCAUCUCUUCAUUAUUUAUCUGAUCUCUUCAUAUCUAUCUAUCUGUCUAUCUUCAUUAUAUCUUCAUCUAUCACUUCAUUAUUCGAUCUCUUCAGAUCUAUCUGUCUGUCUAUCUCAGUCACUUCAUUAUUUAUCUGGAUCUCUUCAUAUCUAUCUAUCUGUCUAUCUCAGUCACUUCAUUGUUCAUAUCUAUCUAUCGAUCUCUUCCUUCAUUAUUUAUCUGUCUAUCUCUAGUCAUUAUUUAUCUCUCGUCUUCAUUAUUUAUCCCGAUCUCUUCAUAUCUAUCUAUCUGUCUAUCUCAGUCCUUCAUUAUUUAUCCCGAUCUCUUCAUAUCUAUCUGUCUAUCUCAGUCACUUCAUUAUUUAUCCCGAUCUCUUCAUAUCUAUCUGUCUGUCUAUCUCAGUCACUUCAUUAUUUAUCCCGAUCUCUUCAGAUCUAUCUGUCUAUCUCAGUCACUUCAUUAUUUAUCCCGAUCUCUUCAUAUCUAUCUAUCUGUCUAUCUCAGUCACUUCAUUAUUUAUCCCGAUCUCUUCAUAUCUAUCUGUCUAUCUCAGUCACUUCAUUAUUUAUCCCGAUCUCUUCAGAUCUAUCUGUCUAUCUCAGUCACUUCAUUAUUUUUAUCCGAUCUCUUCAUAUCUAUCUAUCUGUCUAUCUAUCUCAGUCCUUCAUUAUUUAUCCCGAUCUCUUCAUCUAUCUAUCUGUCUAUCUCAGUCAGUCUUCAUUAUUUAUCUAUCUAUCUAUCUGUCUAUCUCAGUCAUCAUUAUUUAUCUUCUCUUCAGAUCUAUCUAUCUGUCUAUCUCAGUCACUUCAUUAUUUAUCUAUCUCUUCAUCUAUCUAUCUUCACUUCAUUAUUUAUCUGAUCUCUUCAUAUCUAUCUAUCUAUCUAUCUAUCCGUCUAUCUCAGUCACUUCAACAUUUAUCUAUCUGUCUGAUCUCUUCAUAUCUAUCUGUCUAUCUAUCUCCAUCACUUCAUUAUCUAUCUGUCUAUCGAUCCUCUUAUCUAUCUAUCUGUCUAUCUCAGUCACUUCAUUAUUUAUUUUCUGAUCUCUUCAUAUCUAUCUAUCUAUCUGUCUAUCUCAGUCACUUCAUUAUUUAUAUCGAUCUCUUCAUAUCUAUCUAUCUGUCUAUCUCAAUCUAUCUAUCUGCCUAUCUCAGGAUCUAUCUGUCUAUCUCAGAUCAUUUGUCAUCUAGUCACUUCCAUUAUUUUAUCCUGAUCUUCAUAUAUCUAUCUGUCUAUCUCAGUCACUUCAUUAUUUAUCCCCGAUCUCUUCAUAUCUAUCUAUCCGUCUAUCUCAGUCACUUCAUUAUUUAUCCUGAUCUCUUCAUAUCUAUCUGUCUGUCUAUCUCAGUCAUCUAUCCGUCGAUCUCUUCAUAUCUAUCUAUCUGUCUAUCUUCAUUCACUUCAUUAUUUAUCAAAUCUAUCUCUUCAGUUUUAUCUGUCUAUCUAAUCUCAGUCACUUCAUUAUUUAUCCUGAUCUCUUCAUAUCUGUCUAUCUAUCUAUUUAUCAUCUAUAUCUAUCUGUCUAUCUCAGUCACUUCAUUAUUUAUCCCGAUCUCUUCAGAUCUUUCUAUCUAUCUAUCCGUCUAUCUCAAUCUAUCUGUCUAUUCAGUCACUUCAUUAUUUAUCCUGAUCUCUUCAUAUCUAUCUAUCGUCUAUCUCAGUCACUUCAUUAUUUAUCCUGAUAUCUUUAUCUAUCUAUCUAUCUGUCUAUCUCAUCACUUCAUUAUUUAUCCGGAUCUCUUUAUCUAUCUAUCUGUCUAUCUCAGUCCUUCAUUAUUUAUCCUGAUCUCUUCAUAUCUAUCUGUCUAUCUCUCAGUCUUCAUUAUUUAUCCUGAUCUCUUAUCUAUCUAUCUGUCUAUCUCAGUCACUUCAUUAUUUAUCCCGAUCUCUUCUAUCUAUCUAUCUGUCUAUCUCAGUCACUUCAUUAUUUAUCCUGAUCUCUUCAUAUCUAUCUGUCUAUCUCAUACUUCAUUAUUCAUCCUGAUCUUCUUCUAUCUAUCUAUCUGUCUAUCUCUAUUUCAAUGUCUGAUUGAUCUAUCUAUAUCUCUAUCUAUCUGUCUGUCUCAGUCAUCCUUAUUUUUAUCUCCAAAAAAAUCUUCUGUCUAUAUCUAUCUAUCUGUCUAUCUCAUUUAUCCCGAUCUCUUUAUCUAUCUAUCUGUCUAUCUCAGUCCUUCAUUAUUUAAUCUCUUCAUAUCUAUCUAUCUGUCUAUCAGUCACUUCAUUAAUCCUCGAUCUGUUUAUCUAUCUAUCUAUCCGUCUAUCUCAGUCACUUCAUAUUUAUUGUCGAUCUCUUCAUUCUAUCUGUCUAUCUAUCUCAGUCCUUCAUUUAUUUAUAAUCUCUUCAAAUCUAUCUGUCUAUCUCAGUCACUUCAUUAUUUAUCGAUCUCUUCAUCUAUCUAUCUGUCUCAGUCACUUUUAUUUAUCCUGAUUUUCUUAUCUAUCUAUCUAUCUAAAGUCCUUCAUUAUUUAUCGAUCUCUUUAUCUAUCUAUCUGUCUAUCUCAUCACUUCAUUAUUUAUCCGAAUAUCUAUCUGUCUAUCUCAACUUCAUUAUUUAUCCUGAUCUCUUCUUAUCUAUCUAUCCGUCUAUCUCCAUCACUUCGUCGAUAUUUAUCUCUAGUCUGGAUCUAUCUAUCUUCAUAUCUAUCUAUCUAUCCAGUCUAUCUCAGUCACUUCAACGAUUUAAUCUCUUCAUAUCUAUCUAUCUAUCUAUCUCAGUCACUUCAUUAUUUAUCCUGAUCUCUUCAAAUCUAUCUGUCUAUCUCAGUCACUUCAUUAUUUAUCCGAUCUCUUAUCUAUCUGUCUAUCUCAGUCACUUCAUUAUUUAUCCUGAUCUCUAUCUAUCUAUCUGUCUAUCUCAGUCACUUCAUUAUUUAUCCUUCAUAUCUAUCUAUCUGUCUAUCUCACAUCUAUCUAUCUGUCUAUCUCAGUCACUUCAUUAUUUUCCUGUUCUCUAUCUAUCUAUCUAUCUGUUAUCUCAGAUCUAUCUAUCUGUCUAUCUCACUUCAUUAUUUAUCUAUCUCUUCUAUAUCAUUCUAAUAUCUUCAGUCUCUCUUCUAUCUAUCUAUCUAAUCAGUCACUUCAUUUGUUAUCGAUCUCUUAUUUAUCUAUCUAUCUAUAUCUAUCUAUCUGUCUAUUCAUUAUUGUCGAAUCUAUCCGUCUAUCUCAUCUUCAUUAUUUGUCGAUCUCUUCUAUCUAUCUGUCUAUCUAUCUAUCUAUCUCAGUCAUCUCUUCAUUAUCUAUUUGUCGAUCUCUUCAAAUCUAUCUGUCUAUCUCAGUUCAUUAUUUAUCUCACUAUUUAUCUGAUCUAUAUCUAUCUGUCUAUUCAUUAUUUAUCGAUCUCUUCAUAUCUAUCUAUCUGUCUAUCUCAGUCACUUCAUUAUUUAUCGAUCUCUUUUAAUCUAUCUAUCUAUCUCAAUCUAUCUGUCUAUCUCAGUCCUUAUUAUUUAUCUAUCUAUCUAUCUCUUCAUUAUUUAGAUCUAUCUAUCUGUCUAUCUCAGUCACUUCAUUAUUUAUCUAUCUAUCUGUCUAUCUCUCUUCAUCUGAUCUAUCUAUCUAUCUAUCUGUCUAUCUCAAUCUCUCUUCGUAUCUAUCUAUCUGUCUAUCUCAGUCACUUCAUUAUUUAUCCUGAUCUUCAUAUCUAUCUAUCUAUCUAUUCAGUCCUUCAUUAUUUAUCCCGAUCUCUUCAUAUCUAUCUGUCUAUUCAUCCUUCUAUUAUUUAUGGAUCUCUUAUCUAUCUAUCUGUCUAUCUCAGUCACUUCCAUUAUAUCUUCUAUCUCUCACUUCAUUAUUUAUCGAUAUUAUCUAUCUGUCUAUCUCACUUCACUAAAUCUCUUCAUAUCUAUCAAUUUAUUAUAAUUUAUCUAAUCAAAUUCUUCUAUCUAUCUAUAUCUAUCUAUCUCUUCUCAUCUAUCUAUCUCAGUCACUUCAUUAUUUAUCGAUCUCUUCAUCUAUCUGGUCUCUUCAUAUCCUAUCUCUUCUAUCUAUCUGUCUAUCUCAGUCACUUCAUUAUUUAUCCCAAUCUCUUCAUAUCUAUCUAUCUGUCUAUCUCAAUCAUCUAUCUUUAUCGUCUAUCUCUUCUUAUCUAUCUGUCUAUCUCAGUCACUUCAUUAUUUAUCCAUCUUCAUAUCUAUAUCUGUCUAUCUAUCACUUCAUUAUUUAUAUUUAUAUAUCUCUUCAGUCCUUCAUUAUCUAUCUAUCUGUCUAUCUCAUUAUCUUCAUUAUUUAUCUGUCUAUCUAUCAUAUCUAUCUGUCUAUCUCAGUCCUUCAUUAUUUAUUUGAUAUCUUCACAUCUAUCUAUCAGUCCUUCAUUAUUUAUCCUGAUCUUCAUCUAUCUAUCUAUCUCAUCUCUUCAUAUCUAUCUAUCUGUCUAUCUCAGUCUAUCUUCAUUAUUUAUCCUGAUCUCUUCAGAUCUAUCUAUCUGUCUAGAUCUAUCUGUCUGUCUAUCUCAGUCACUUCAUUAUUUAUAUUUAUCUAUCUAUCUAUCUAUCUCAGUCUAUCGGAUAUCUAUCUAUCUGUCUAUCUCAGUCACUUCAUUAUUUAUCCCUGAUCUAUCUUCAAUCUUCAUUCAAAUCAGUCUAUCUUCAUUAUUUAUCCUGAUCUUUAUCUAUCUAUCUAUCUAUCUCAUUCUAUCUAUAUUUAUCGAUCUCUCCAUCUAUCUAUCAUCUAUCUGUCUAUCUCUAUCUUAUCCUUCACUUCAUUAUUUAAUCUCUUCAUAUCUAUCUAUCUGUCUAUCUCAGUCACUUCAUUAUUUAUCCCGAUCUCUUCAUAUCUAUCUAUCCUAUCUAUCAAUCUAUCUGUCUAUCUUCAGAUCCAUCUAUCUCAGUCUAUCUCAGUCAUCUUCAUCUAUUGUUGUCGAUCUCUUUCAUAUCUAUCUAUCUGUCCUCAGUCACUUCAUUAUUUAUCGAUCUCUUCAUAUCUAUCUAUCUAUCUCUUCUAUCUAUCUGUCUAUCUCAGUCACUUCAUUAUUUAUCCCGAUCUCUUCAGAUCUAUCUAUCUGUCUAUCUCAAUCUAUCUAUCUGUCUGUCUAUCUCAUCUAUCAUCUUCAUUAUUUUCCUGAUCUCUUGUCUAUCGAUCUCUUCAGAUCUAUCUAUCUGUCUAUCUCAGUCACUUCAUUUAUUUAUCCCGAUCUCUUCAUAUCUAUCUAUCUGUCUAUCUCAAUCUUCAUUAUUUUAUCUCUUAAUCCAUAUCUCUUCAUAUCUAUCUAA
Acanthosepion pharaonis is the source of this 8091-nucleotide messenger RNA. The record is from the annotation of a GenBank genome assembly. NCBI's taxonomy places the organism in Eukaryota, Metazoa, Mollusca, Cephalopoda, Sepiida, Sepiidae.